AUGUCUAUACACACAAAACAACCGCAAGUAGAUUUAAGAUUUUUUGAACUUCCGGCCACGAUAGCUCUUAUAGAAGCUAUACGUAAUCCUUUGAUAAUUGAUCUAAAACAUAAAAAGUUCAAAAAAUUAACCUCACAAGAAUUAUCAAUAUUUCUUGGGAGAUUACAAAUAUUUCAAGAAGAAAAAUUAGGAACUCGUCUGAACAUUUCAAAAAAAAGCACAAUUCCAACAAAAAUACCCUCAAAGCUUUUCAAGUUUGGAUCAACAACUCUUACAACUAAAUCCCCAAUUUAUCAUAUAUUGAAAUCAGCAUAUAAAUUCAAAUAUUCAAAAAAAUGGGAUAAAUGGAAUUGGGACGAUGUAGAGGAUAUUAUGGAAAUGAUUACAAUGAUCAGAGGUGCUUUAAUAAAAAAGAAGAUAAUUAAGAUUCCAAUUAUACAAUUUAGUCAUUCACUUGAUUCAAAAACUAUCAAAAAGUUAAAAAAACUUGUUAAACGAUUAGGAGGUCAAGUUGCUGAUGAUGAUGAUCAAAAUGUUACACAUAUUAUUCAUAAAUCCAAUGAUUAUGAUGACCAAGAUGAAGAAUGGUUUAGAACACUGGAAAAGAAAGAUGGCAAAGUCCUUAUGCACUGGUGGUAUUAUCCUGAUUCUUAUGAUACCUGGGUCGAGGAAACAUCUGAGCACGCUAACCCGGAACCAGCACCUAUAAAUAAUGGUCCAUGGAAUGUUGGUAAGCGAUGGAUUAAUGAUAGUAUUAAGUUUAAUGAGUGGAUGAACGAAGAAGAUUAUGAAAUUUCUGACUUGGACAAUGGCGAAAAUGCAGAAGAAAAUAAAGAGGCAGCAAUCCAACAAUUAGAUCAGUUGGAAGAUUCAACUAAUUCUGCAAACAAAACGAAAAACAAUAUAGAAUUUUGUCCAGAUGAAGUUGGUGAAGCAAAUUCUCCUAAACAACAAAAACGUACCUUAGACCAAAUGGAAGAGUCAAAUCCUGUGCAUAAGACAGAAAACAACAUCCAAUUUCAUCCAAUAGUAUCAUUAAAGCGUCCUAGAGUAAAAUCGUCUGGAGACAAAGUAACAUUUAAUAGUCCUAUCAUUAAUGGUAUUGGUGUUAAUAAUAUUUCGAAAGGUGGCCAGGUUGAUGAUGAUAGGAUGGAGGAUAUGAGAUAUAACAAUGAUAUUUCAACAACAAAUCAAGAUCAUAAUGAAAAGGUCAAUGGAGUGCCUUCGCCUCAAACUGAUGAAUACUUAAAAGACAAAUAUACAAUGACAACCGAUAACACACCAACACAAGAAGCAUCCACAAGCAAUCACAGUUUGGUUAACAACUCAACAGAAAAUGCCGAAAAGAUAAAUUCGAUUAAAAUUGAAGAUCCCAACAAAAAACUUUAUGAUGAAGCUAAUGGAUAUUUAUCAGAACAAACAUAUGAAAUAACAAUACCGUCUUAUUCAGCAUGGUUUAAUUUCAACAGAAUUCAUGAAAUUGAAAAGGAGGCCAUGAUAGAAUAUUUCAAUAACAAAAAUAAAACUAAAACCCCUGAAAUCUAUAAAGAAUACAGAAAUUUUAUUAUCAAUACCUAUCGUCUUAAUCCUCGAGAAUACUUGUCAGUUACUGCAUGCCGUAAGAAUUUGCCAGGUGAUGUUUGUGGAAUUGUUCGUAUCCAUGCAUUUCUGGAACAAUGGGGAUUAAUCAACUAUCAGCCUGAGUUUGAUACAUACAAUUCUUCUGUUGUGCCUCCAUUUACUGAAAAUUUCAAAAUUACAGCUGAUAUGCCUAGAUGCCUUCGAUCCUUUUCUCAAAAUAAUACUUGUAUUGAAAUUGUUAAUACCACUCAAAAAACACCAAAUAUCAAAAAACCUUGUGAUAUUUUGGAUUCUUCUUAUAAUUCCAACCCAAUUUUGGUUGUUCAAAAUAUUUAUAGACGCGAUAACACUAAGACUAUCAACAACACUGGUGAGGAUAUAUCUGAUCAGAAAAGGAAAGGAAAGGCUUGUGGAAUUGAAGAUUUUGAGCAUUGUUAUUGGUCUGAUGCUGAAACUUUAUUGCUUUUCGAGGGAGUAGAAUUACAUGGUGAUAAUUGGAACAUGGUAUCCCAACAUGUUGGUACACGAUCUAAGGAACAAUGCAUUGUGCACUUUCUGGAACUACCUGUUAAAGAUCCCUUGGAAUUUACUAAAUCUUCAAAUACAAGGUUAUCAUCAUUUGAUCCUUACAUGCCAUUCAGUCAAACAAUUAAUUUAGAUGUAGAAAUAGGAGCAUUAUCAAAAGAUUCAAAUUUGUUCAUGAAAUUAUUUAAUAAUGAAGAAAAGCCAACAAGUGACACGAAUGGUAAAAUUUCGGGUGUUGCCUCUUCACUUUUCAAAAAAUCACCAUUUGUCAAAAAUAAUAAAGGUUUACAAAUUUCCAAUCAAGAAGUUAAUCUUUGUCUAACCUCUGAUAACGAUGAUACUAAACAGCAUCAGAAAAACGAAAAGCGCUGUUUAGCAAAUUCUAUAAUGGAAAAUCGUUUUAAGAAGCUUGAACUUAGACUCCAAAGAUUUGAAGAAAUGGAAAGUUUAAUUGAGGAAAACAAAAGAGAACUACAAGAACAAACUAAUGCUUUGUAUCGCAAACAACCAGAAGUUUCUGAGCUUUAUGAUCCACAUCACCCAAAACAUUCUCUUGGAAAGUCAGAACAAACAGGUGUACCUCCAAGAGAAGGACCCAGUAAAAUUCAGAUGGUUCAAGCUACAAUAGACAAUACAAAAGGCGAAAUACAAAAAACUCUUCAUGAAAUGGCCAAGAAAGGAAAAAAAUUAGAGGAGCUAGAAGAACAGACGAUGAUGUUAAAUGAAACCACAACUGCAUUUAAAGCUCAAACAAAAAAAUUUAUAUAUUUACAUGUUUUGGCUACAAGACAUCCAUUACCUUCAAUAACAUUAGAAAACAAUUAUAACAUAGUAAUUCCUGAUAAUCGGUAA
Entrophospora sp. SA101 is the source of this 2958-nucleotide messenger RNA. The record is from the annotation of a GenBank genome assembly. NCBI's taxonomy places the organism in Eukaryota, Fungi, Glomeromycota, Glomeromycetes, Entrophosporales, Entrophosporaceae.